Ixodes scapularis (black-legged tick) is the source of this 1626-nucleotide messenger RNA. Its product is annotated as cytochrome P450 4C1. The record is from RefSeq and is a predicted model, not a curated record. The transcript has 11 exons. NCBI's taxonomy places the organism in Eukaryota, Metazoa, Arthropoda, Arachnida, Ixodida, Ixodidae. Gene Ontology annotation, molecular function: heme binding; iron ion binding; oxidoreductase activity, acting on paired donors, with incorporation or reduction of molecular oxygen. Bases 1 to 1626 code for a protein of 541 amino acids.
AUGGGUGUACACGUGCUGCCGACAUCUUCAUACUUCGUCUCGCUGUUCGUCGGAAACGUGACAUGGAUUUUAGGACUACUUUUGUGCGCCGGAUUUUUUGUUCCGAUCGUUCAGUGGUUCCGAGUGUGGAAGGCUCUGAGGCCCCUACCGGGGCCGUGGGACGCCGUGCCCUUUUGGUUUAUCUUGGGCUGCUUCAAGUCUGUCAUACAAGAGAAAAAAGCCAACAAGCACGCCACAGCAUGGAUAUUCAGCAAAAUUUGCUCCAUGUGCCAGCAGUACACGGGUAGACUCUUCAAGGUAUACGUUGGCAUGACUCCCAUCGUCGUUCUACAAACCCCUGAUGCAGUAGAGGCCCUACUGACAAGCAGCGUCAACCACAAAAAGCCGUUCCUGUAUGAUUUCAUCACGCCAUGGUUGGGACCACUCAACAUUCUGGUGGCUACCGGCGAGGCGUGGCGUUUCAAGAGGAAGCUGAUGACACCAGCGUUUCACUUUCGGGUCCUGGACAACUACAUGCGCAUUUUCAACCAGAACGGCGAUUUGCUGGUGAAGCACUUGUGCUCGGUCGUCGACAACGCGCCCGACGAACCCAUACGUCUCUUCAAGAGUACGCAGAGAUGCGCCAUGGACAUCAUUGGAGAAGUUACGAUGGGGGCCAAGCUGCAGCUGCAAGAGGAAAAGAAUCUUUACUUCAUGAGAGCUUUUAACCGAGUGAUGUUUCUACUUUCUGUGAGGGCUUUCAGACCAUGGCUCUGGAUCCAAACAAUCUACGACAAUACACGCGAGGGAAAAGUAUUUAGGGCUGACCUUCAGAAAAUGAUGACAUUCACUUACUCCGUUAUGCGGAAGCGAAAAGACAAACUACAAUGUACCGAUACCCUCCCGAUAUCUGACACCGAGAACGACGAAUUGGUAUCUGGAGGAGAGACGACAUUGAUGAACAUUCUCUUGAGAAAACAUAUCCAGGACAGCAGCUACACGUUGGGUGACGUCCGGAACGACAUUGACACCAUCAUAGCCGCAGGCAACGACACAACCACGACAUGCAUGUGUUGGACACUGCACUACCUCGGACUUUACCCCGAGGUCCAGGCAAAAGUGCACGAGGAACUGGAUGAAAUAUUUGGAAACGAUACGGACGGCGAAAUCACAGCGACCCAAAUCCGACAGAUGAAGUAUUUAGAGUGCUGUCUAAAGGAGGCCCUUCGGUUAUAUCCGUCAUUUCCCGUAAUUGGACGAGUACUUGACGAAGAACUGACAAUGGAGGGCCACGUUAUACCAAAGGGUGUGACGUGCUUUAUAAGCAUUUAUAGCCUUCAUAGAAACCCGAAGUAUUUCAAAGAUCCCGAGGAAUUCAUCCCUGAAAGGUUUCUCUCGGAGGAGAUAAAGACACGGCACCCGUUCAGCUACAUUCCCUUUUCUGGCGGCUCCAAGAACUGCAUUGGCCAGAAAUUUGCCAUGUUGGAGAUGAAGCUGCUGAUGGCGAAGGUCCUUCGCAAGUGCAAAAUGGUGUCUUCGGAACCACUGGAUCAACUCGAUGUAGCGUACGAAGUUAUUGUGAAGGAUAAAGGAGGUAACAAAGUAUGGGUACAAAGGCGAACACGGAGGAACUCAGGCCAACAAUGA